This is a messenger RNA of Plasmodium inui San Antonio 1, 1515 nucleotides long. RefSeq lists its product as hypothetical. The record is from RefSeq and is a predicted model, not a curated record. Gene Ontology annotation, cellular component: cilium. The coding region runs from base 1 to 1515 and encodes 504 amino acids. Lineage: Eukaryota; Apicomplexa; Aconoidasida; Haemosporida; Plasmodiidae. The transcript has 5 exons. Gene Ontology annotation, biological process: protein polyglutamylation; microtubule cytoskeleton organization. Gene Ontology annotation, molecular function: tubulin-glutamic acid ligase activity; metal ion binding; ATP binding.
AUGUCCGUCCACUUCCGCGAGUUGUUUCCAUCGAACAAGGUGAUAAAGUUUCGAACCGACUUUCGUAACACAAUCUACGAUUUGUUCCUGCACAGAAAAUGGGAGCUCACCACAAGCGAAACCGACUGGAACAUGUGCUGGUCGGAGAAGGACUGGAUAAACGAGGUGUACGACACGCUGUCCCUGAGGAACAAUCAGUACGUCAAUCACUUCAGGAAUUACUACGAGCUUACGCGGAAGGACCUGCUCGCCAAGAACAUGAAGAGGCUGAAGAAGCAAAAUGAGAAGAAGCAAAAUGAGAGGAAGCAGAAUGAGAAGAUGAAAAAUGAGCAGACGAAAAACGAGGAGGACCUGAAUCUCAUAGACAUAACCCCGGUGACGUUCGUCCUUCCACUUGAGUAUAAGCUAUUCCUGGAGGAAUACAAACGGAGGAGCAACCGCAUGUGGAUUAUGAAGCCGAUUGGGAAGUCCCAGGGGAAGGGAAUUUUCCUUUUCAACAAAAUAUCACAGAUAAAGAGUUGGAGUGUCGGUCGGCAGAGGGAGAAGGACGCGGACAGGGGGAGAAACACCGAUAGGGGAAGAGACGCAGACCGAAAUAAAGCAGCGGAAGUGGGUAGACCCCCCGAACAGGGAACAGAUACGUACCGAAAUAAAGCCUCCGAACUGGAGAAGGAGGCCGAUCGACCAGAGCAGUACAUCGUGCAAGAGUAUAUCUCUAACCCGCUUCUCAUCGGCGGGAAGAAGUUCGACAUCCGCCUGUACGUCCUCAUCGUGAGCUACUCCCCUUUGACGAUAUACCUCUACAGGAGUGGCUUCGCCAGAUUUUCACACACGUACUUUAAAAACGAAAAAAACAAUAUGACAGAUAUCACGAUGCACUUGACGAAUGUGUCUAUACAGAAGAAUGCAGAGGGAUACGACGACAAUGUGGGAGGCAAAUGGUUCGUCAGAGAGUUAUUCCUCUACAUGAUCAGUCGUUACGGGGAGGAUCGAAUUAUGACACUGAUUAGAGACAUAGAAAACUGCAUCAUUCAGUCGUUCUUAGCAGUUCAUAAGAUCAUCAUAAAUGACAGACAUUGUUUUGAGCUCUAUGGAUUCGACAUCCUCAUCGAUAGCAAUUUGAAGCCAUGGCUCAUCGAAGUCAAUUCCUCUCCUUCUCUUUCUGCCAACACGAAGGAGGACUACACACUUAAGUUUAACAUGCUCGAUGAGCUAAUGUCACUAAUCAAUUUAGAGAUGUAUGACAUGCCGGAGACGGACCGAAUUGGAGACUUUGACUGCAUCUACAGAAGGGGCAGUCGGGUUGUCCCUUCUCAGCCCUACAACUUUUUUUCUCACUUGGGUAGGACCCCACCAGGGGGGAGAAGUAGUGCUAGUAUCAGAAGUAGUAGUAUUCGUAGCGGCAGCGGUGGAAGGGCACAGCUCUCGGGAACGGAGCAUCUGAAGCAGAUGGCAAAGGAUAUCAAACGGGGCAUGUCCACGGAAGGGAGCCUCGAAAAAGGAGGGACAACAUGA